Molecule: messenger RNA, 276 nt
Organism: Ilex paraguariensis (yerba mate)
Lineage: Eukaryota; Viridiplantae; Streptophyta; Magnoliopsida; Aquifoliales; Aquifoliaceae
Source: the annotation of a GenBank genome assembly
GUGAUCUUAAUGAAACAUUCAUUGUGGGGGACAUUGAUGAAACAUAUCGACAGCUGGUUCAAUGUGUUAUGAGUGCUUGGAGAAAAGCAAUAUCUAUUGGUUAUGUGUUGAUCUUGAAAUUAGAGGAUGGUGAUAUUUUAAAUGUGGAUGUAAUUGUGUACUACAAAGUUGUCCAUGGAGAUCUUAAUGGAACAUUCUUUGUGGGGGACAUUGAUGAAACAUAUCAACAGCCGGUUCACUGUACUUAUGAGUGCUUGGAGAAAGCAAUGUCAAUUG